Messenger RNA from Styela clava, 2201 nucleotides. The record is from RefSeq and is a predicted model, not a curated record. Lineage: Eukaryota; Metazoa; Chordata; Ascidiacea; Stolidobranchia; Styelidae.
GACUGUUCUCAGCGUAGCGUGUUCUUAUUGAAGUUCAUAAAGCUCCAGAAAUAUAUUCGCAGAAUAGAUAAAUUUUCAUUUUUCAAAAUGCCUGCUGUAGGAAUCGACCUCGGAACCACAUACUCGUGUGUUGGAGUUUUCCAACAUGGAAAAGUAGAAAUUAUAGCAAAUGACCAAGGAAAUCGAACAACACCAAGUUAUGUUGCUUUCAACGACACUGAGCGACUUAUUGGAGACGCCGCAAAAAAUCAAGUAGCAAUGAAUCCAACCAACAGUGUUUUCGACGCCAAAAGACUCAUUGGCCGAAAAUUUGACGAUGCAACCGUACAAAGUGACAUGAAACACUGGCCUUUCAAAGUUGUGAGCGAAGAAGGUAAACCUAAAAUCAAUGUAGAAUACAAAGGCGAGCAAAAGAAUUUUUUCCCCGAGGAAAUCAGUUCAAUGGUUUUGACAAAAAUGAAAGAAACUGCUGAAGCGUACCUAGGAACGCCAAUUAAAGACGUGGUUAUUACAGUGCCAGCAUAUUUCAACGAUUCUCAACGCCAAGCUACAAAAGACGCUGGAACUAUUGCUGGUUUGAAUGUUUUGAGAAUUAUCAACGAGCCUACAGCUGCAGCCAUCGCUUACGGUCUCGACAAAAAAUCGGGAUCAGAACGAAGUGUAUUAAUUUUUGAUUUGGGAGGUGGCACUUUUGAUGUCAGCGUUCUAACUAUUGAUGACGGCAUCUUUGAAGUGAAAUCCACCAGAGGAGAUACUCAUCUAGGAGGAGAAGAUUUUGAUAAUCGGAUGGUUAACCACUUUAUUCAAGAAUUCGAACGGAAAUUCAAGAAAGAUCCUUCUGGAAACAAACGAGCGUUACGUCGUCUUCGCACUGCUUGUGAACGAGCAAAGCGUACACUCUCAUCUUCAACACAGGCAAAUAUUGAAAUCGAUUCACUUUUCGAAGGAGUUGAUUUCUACAGUUCAAUUACUAGGGCAAGAUUUGAAGAACUUUGCUCUGAUCUCUUUCGAGCAACAACUGAGCCUGUUGAACAAGCUUUGCGUGAUGCAAAAAUUGACAAAAGCAAAAUCGAUGAAAUUGUCCUUGUUGGAGGCUCGACUAGAAUACCAAAGGUUCAAAAACUUCUUCAAGACUUUUUCAAUGGAAAAGAACUCAAUAAAUCUAUAAAUCCAGACGAAGCAGUUGCAUACGGAGCCGCUGUGCAAGCAGCUAUCCUGUCAGGCGACAAAUCGGAUGAAGUCAAAGACCUCCUUCUGCUUGAUGUAGCGCCUUUGUCACUCGGAAUUGAAACAGCGGGUGGAGUAAUGACAACUUUGAUUAAACGCAACACCACAAUUCCAUCUAAACAAACCCAAGUAUUCACGACUUACGCAAAUAACCAACCAGGCGUUUUGAUUCAAGUUUAUGAAGGCGAACGUGCAAUGACUAAAGACAACAACUUAUUAGGAAAGUUUGAUCUUACUGGCAUACCUCCAGCUCCGAGAGGCGUUCCGCAAAUUGAAGUAACCUUCGACAUAGAUGCAAAUGGUAUUAUGAACGUGUCUGCUGCUGAUAAAAGUACCGGCGAGAACAAAAUCACAAUUACAAAUGACAAAGGUCGCUUGAGUAAAGAAGAGAUUGAGAAAAUGGUGAACGACGCAGAAAAAUACAAAGAAGCAGAUGACCGAGAGAGGGAUCGUAUACAAGCAAAGAAUGGGCUCGAAUCCCACACCUAUAAUGUGAAAGCCUCAGUCGAAGAUGAGAAUCAAGACAAAAUUUCUGAAGAUGACAAAAAGACUAUUCUCAACAAAUGUAACGAAAUAAUCACAUGGCUUGACAAUAAUCAGACGGCGGAGAGAGAUGAAUAUGAAUACCAGCAAAAGGAGCUAGAAAAAGUUACCAAACCUAUAUUAACAAAAUUGCAUCAGGCCGGAGGCCCAUCAACUGGAGGUGUUCCACCACAAGCAACCGCAGGCCAGUCAAAUACUGGUGGUCCAACCAUAGAAGAAGUUGAAUAAAAUGUCCUAGUUGUUGGUGUCUCUAAACAAACUGUAUAUAAUAGUUGAAAUUCUGUCGCCUAGUAAACCUAGUAAGCAUGCUUUUUUUGAUAAUUUUCUUUGUGAUUUUCACUAUUUUUUUUAUUCGAGUAUUUUUAAUUUAAACGGAUUAAUUUGGCAUGGUGCUUUUUCAUGUUUAUGUUUUAACAAGUUUUCGUAUCAAA